Molecule: messenger RNA, 528 nt
Organism: Pocillopora meandrina
Lineage: Eukaryota; Metazoa; Cnidaria; Anthozoa; Scleractinia; Pocilloporidae
Source: the annotation of a GenBank genome assembly
AUGUUGAUCUUCAUGCUUUUGGAAUUUUUACCCACUUGGGUUUUCAAAUUAAACUUGGUGGUUUUUGUUGUGUGCAUGACUAGUCGAGGAAAAGGUACAAAGUCUCUUAUCAGCAUUGCAGUGUUUUAUAUGCAAACCAUGGAUUUUAUGGUAUCGAGCUCCAAUGUCUGGCCUCCAAAGAUCGUUGCAGCUCAGAAGUACUUGAGCAGCUACUGGAAUUUGUAUUUCCCUUCACUUUCGUGCGAUUUUCCUUCUCUUUUCAAUCCUGUUGGCAAGUUUACUUUUAUUCUUCUUCUUCCAAUGGGUUGCUUGGCACUCGUGGGUGUCUACUUUAUAGUUAUGCUAAGCUACAAUAAGGUUCGUCCACAAGAACGACGAAUGGAAAAUGUUCACUUUAAAUGCCGUCAAAGUGCCUUUUUCUGUUUGAGUUUCACUUACUUUCCAGUUGUAAAGCAAACUCUCUCCAUCUUACGCCCAUGCCAAAAUGACCGUGAUGUUCUUUACAUGCCAAUUUCCCCUUGGAUAGAA